UAUCCUUUCUCAACGCUUUGAUCGCUAAUAAUUUACGAGAGCCGACACUAAAUAUAACACAAAAUCAAAAAUUAACGCGCCACAUCAUCAGUCAGAACUCAAGUCGUGACUUGAGUUGUCGCACGUAACCGGCGCUCUGGAGCCCAUCCAUUCAGAAGCAGAGCCCACUCGUCGGCACGAAUGAAGGGCGUCAGGGAAAAAGGAAGGGGAGCAUGGCCUUCUGAGGUGACACCGACACCAGGACAAGCUCAAAGCUGUACCAUCCCCCAGCCCCAUAGUUCUUCCUUUCCCUUUUUCCUUCUCCGCCUCUUCCUCCACCAGCAGCAGCAGCAGCAGCAGACAGCGAUGGGCAGAAGCAGCACCAGGCUGCCGAGCUUCUGUCUCAACCGCAUGUCCCCUGGUGUCAGGGUCAGAUCUCCGCCGCUCGAACCGAAGCCGCCGCCUUCUCCCGAGUCCGGUCAACUCCACCACCACGGGAACGCGAAGCAGCCGGGAGACGGAGCUGAGGAAGAAGCCCUACUCGGCCGAAGGAUCAUGAUAGUGGUGGACUCCAGCCCGGAGUCGAAGACCGCUUUGCGGUGGGCGCUCUCGCACUCGGUGCAGAGCAACGACAGCAUCGUCCUCGUCGACGUUGUCAGGCCACCCAAGCAUGGUGAGCAAUCUGGGAAGGAGAGGGAUCCAAAGAUCUACGAGCUUCUGCAUUCCAUGAGAAGCGUUUGCCAUGCGAGAAAACCCGAGGUCCAAGUGGAGCUGUCUCUGGUGGAGGCGACGGAGCGAGGUCCGGCGAUCGUGGAAGAGGUCAGGAAGCAGGACGCGUCGCUCCUCAUCAUGGGGCAGAAGAAGCGGUCCCUGACAUGGAGACUGGUCAUGAUGUGGGCUGGCCGCAAGGUGGGAGGCAGCGUGGCGGACUACUGCGUCCAGAACGCGACGUGCAUGGCGAUGGCGGUGAGAAGGAAGAGCAGGAGAGGCGGCGGCGGAUACUUGAUCACCACCAAGCGUCACAAAGAUUUCUGGCUCUUAGCCUAAGCCCGCUGUAUCAUUCAUUGCUCUGCUUCCUGUGGUGUAUGUAUGUAAAGAAUGGAAGACGAAGUGUAGAAUCCAUGGCCUUGUUGUUCCU
Messenger RNA from Musa acuminata subsp. malaccensis (wild Malaysian banana), 1117 nucleotides. RefSeq names its product universal stress protein PHOS34-like. Lineage: Eukaryota; Viridiplantae; Streptophyta; Magnoliopsida; Zingiberales; Musaceae. The record is from RefSeq and is a predicted model, not a curated record.